UUUAUAUAUUCAUUGUGGGUUUCUCAAUUUAAAAAGUAAAAAAAAAGUAAAAAGAUUUAAAUUAAAUUAAAAAUGAAAACGUUGGCAUCAAGUAAAAAAAAGAAAAUAUUUGAAAUAAUGUGUGUAGAGAGUGGGAGAAGUGGAUAAAUAAAUAGAACAAAUUUUUUUAUUUAUUGAUUGAUGAUUAAUUUAUAUAUUGGUUGUGUGUUUCUCAAUUUAAAAAGUAAAAAAAAAAAAGUAAAAAGAUUUAAAUUAAAUUAAAAAUCAAAACGUUGGUAUCAAGAAAUAGAAGAAAAUAUUUGAAAUAAUGUGUUUAGAGAGUGGGAGAAGUGGGAACGUGGCAAUAACCGUCACAAACUGAAAUCCGACAUAUAAACAAAUAAAACCGUUUAAAUUAAACCUGAAGCAAAAUUAAAAAAUAAAUUAAAGAGAAUGAACAUAGAGAAAGAGUGUUUAAUGAAAGAAAUGAGGAGCAGUAAGCGUUAUUAUUAUCAAAACAACAGCCAUAAUUACAAUAUAAGUAGCAGUAGCAGCAGCAAUGAAGGAGAAGGAAAAGAAACUGUUUUAAGAAAAGGGCCAUGGAAGGAAGAAGAAGAUCAAGUUUUACUUAAACAUGUUCAGAAAUAUGGUCCCUGUAAAUGGAGCUCCAUUCGAUCCAAAGGCCUUCUUCAACGAACUGGCAAGUCUUGUCGUCUUCGUUGGGUUAAUAAACUCCGACCCAAUCUGAAAAAUGGGUGCAAAUUUUCGAAAGAGGAAGAAAAAGUGGUGAUAGAAAUGCAGGUAGAAAUAGGGAAUAAAUGGGCAAGAAUUGCUACAUAUUUACCAGGAAGAACAGAUAAUGACGUCAAGAAUUUUUGGAGUAGCAGGCAAAAAAGAUUAGCAAGGCUUUUGGUGUCUGAAAAUAAUCCGCGUACUAAAAAGCGCAAAUCUUCUGCUAUUCAUACUGCUAAUUAUUCUCGGGUGCCCAAGAAUUGUUCAACGGUGGGAGAAACAUCCACAAAUGUUCAAUCUCAGAUCAUAUCAUAUCCAGGUUCAACAGACAACAAUUAUCCAUCUAUUGAACCCAACAAUGUUACUGAUUGCCUCCAACCAAUUCCCUUAAACCAGGAGUACACCGAUACUAAUUACCCAAACUUGUUUUUAUCAGAAGAAGAAAUAUGUUUCCCUUCCAUUCCCUACAACCAAACAGAUCUUAUGUUUGUACCAGAAACACAGGAAAUCAUAGAUAGUCUUGAUUACAGCUUUUUUUACCCCUUUGAAUCCUCAUAUAGACCAGCAGCAUUUGUUAAUGAUGGGACCCACUUUCCCCUAUGUUCUUAUGGAGGUGACCUAAGUGGUGAAACAACAACAGCAAGUUUGAAGACUGAUAAUCUUGGUAUUACAAAUUGCUUAUGGGAUGACUUCCCAUCAGACAUGUUUGAUCAUCAGUUCAUAUAGCCUUAUACAAGCCCUUCUAGUUAUUAACUAAGUAGAUGAUUAGGAUUUAGUAUUAAGCAACAUUUUACUGAUGUUCUCACUUAAUGAAUUAUUUUUAUAGCUUUAAUUUGGUAGUUUAAGCUUUUCUAAUGUACCCAAA
Amaranthus tricolor (Joseph's coat) is the source of this 1576-nucleotide messenger RNA. RefSeq names its product transcription factor DUO1-like. Bases 433 to 1437 code for a protein of 334 amino acids. The transcript has 3 exons. The record is from RefSeq and is a predicted model, not a curated record. Lineage: Eukaryota; Viridiplantae; Streptophyta; Magnoliopsida; Caryophyllales; Amaranthaceae.